AUGUCCAACCACCCGUCACAAAUCGAGGAGAUCUUAAGGCUCCUUCUGAUGGGCCAAGAGCUCGAUGACAGUCAACAGAAGACCAUGGAUGACUACAAGUUCUGGAAGACCCAACCCGUUCCCAAAUUGGACGAAAAGAUCGACAGCGAAGGGCCCAUUGAACACAAACAAGUUAGUGAGGUCAGAUCUGAACCGUACCCUAUGUUGGAUGCGUUUGAAUGGCUGACGGUGGACAUUGAAAAUGAAAAGGAGUUGGACGAAGUCUAUCAACUUCUAUACGAGAAUUACGUGGAGGACCAAGACGCCACAUUCAGAUUCAAGUACUCGCACGAGUUCUUCAAGUGGGGUCUUAAACCUCCUGGUUGGCGUCGAGAAUGGCAUGUGGGUGUCAAGGUCAAGGAUACUGGUAAACUUGUGGCAUUUAUCUCGGCCAUCCCCGUCAAUCUCCACCUCAACUCCACAAACACUGAUAUUCCCUCUGUGGAAAUCAAUUUCCUCUGCGUCCACAAGAAGUUACGUGCCAAGCGGUUGGCUCCCGUGCUUAUCAAAGAAAUCACCCGUCGAGUUAACCAGGCGAAUAUCUGGCAGGCGUUGUAUACUGCGGGUGUCGUGCUUCCGUCGCCAGUAUCGACAGCUCGUUAUGCCCACCGCCCUAUCAAUUGGGGUAAAUUGAACGACGUGGGCUUUCUGCACUUGCCUGCAAACCAGACUCGGGAGGGUGUCGAAGCAUACUACGCGCUCCCGGACACCACAUCGACCCCUGGUUUGCGGCCGAUGGAGAAAAAGGAUUUGAAGCAAGUGGGAGAGUUAUUACAUCGCUUCCAAAAGAAGUUUGAGCUUGUUCAAACUUUCACGGAAGAUGAAUUGGCUCACUGGUUAUUGGGCAAGGACGACGGACCGAGCAACGUCAUCAAGACGUAUGUCGUGGAAACUGAUAGGAAGAUAACCGACUUUUUCUCCUACUACUUACUUCCCUUCACUGUUUUGGGCAACGCUCAACACAACGAAUUAGGAGUAGCAUACCUUUAUUACUACGCAGUUGAUGACUCUCAAGGUGACUACAAGCAGAGACUAACACAAUUGGUGAGCGAUGCACUCGUGACUCUGAAGGAGGACAAUGUUGACGUAUUCAAUUGUUUGACCGUUCAAGACAACACUUUCUUUAUCAAGGAUUGCAAGUUCGGUCAAGGUGACGGACUCUUGAACUAUUACUUGUUUAACUACCGAAAGCAACCCGUCAAUGGAGGCAUCAAUCCUAAAUCUAAGGAAGUAUUAGAGGAUACCACUCUGGGUGUCGGGGUAGUUUUGUUAUAG
This is a messenger RNA of Diutina rugosa, 1314 nucleotides long. RefSeq names its product glycylpeptide N-tetradecanoyltransferase (gene NMT1). The record is from RefSeq and is a predicted model, not a curated record. Gene Ontology annotation, molecular function: glycylpeptide N-tetradecanoyltransferase activity. Bases 1 to 1314 code for a protein of 437 amino acids. Gene Ontology annotation, biological process: N-terminal peptidyl-glycine N-myristoylation. Gene Ontology annotation, cellular component: cytoplasm. The transcript has a single exon. Lineage: Eukaryota; Fungi; Ascomycota; Pichiomycetes; Serinales; Debaryomycetaceae.